GCAAUGACAAGAAGAGAACGGUUUCGUUGCGUGCGAUGGCGACUUGGUUGGUUAUCUCUUGGUAAACCCCAAGCCUGCCCCUUCCAUCUAAACGAACUCUUCACACGCUCACAUAGUUUUUCUUGUUUACAUAUGCACAACCGCCUUCAGAUGCCCAAAUCUAUUGAAGAUCCACUCUCUUAUCUCUUGAAUCUAUUACCAUCAACAUUCCAUACGAAGAAAGUGAAAAAAUCAAUUGAUGCCUGGCUCAUACGCUGGCCUUCCAUAUGUGCAAUUCUG
Cokeromyces recurvatus is the source of this 279-nucleotide messenger RNA. RefSeq lists its product as uncharacterized. The record is from RefSeq and is a predicted model, not a curated record. The transcript has a single exon. Lineage: Eukaryota; Fungi; Mucoromycota; Mucoromycetes; Mucorales; Mucoraceae. The annotation marks the transcript as partial.